CUGCUGGGCACGCACCCCAAGAAGGAGCCGAUGGAGGCGCUCAACACGGCGCAGGGGGCCCGCGACUUCAUCUACAGCCUGCACUCGACGGAGCGGAGCUGCCUGCUCAGGGAGUUGCACCGCUUCGAGUCCAUCGCCAUCGCGCAAGAGAAGCUGGAGGUUGCGCCACCAAACACCGGACAACUGAAACAUGUGUUCUUCCACAAUGCAGUACCUUUUGUAGGCUUUGGAUUUUUUGAUAAUGCCAUUAUGAUUGCUGCGGGCACACAGAUAGAGCUAUCAAUAGGGAUUGUGUUUGGAAUUUCUACCAUGGCAGCUGCUGCCUUGGGAAAUCUUGUCUCAGACUUAGCUGGAUUGGGUCUUGCAGGCUAUGUUGAAGCUGUGGCCUCCAGGUUGGGCCUUUCAAUUCCCGAUCUCACACCCAAACAAGCUGAUAUGUGGCAAACACGUCUUAGUGCACACUUGGGUAAAGCUAUUGGAGUGACCAUUGGCUGCCUUUUAGGAAUGUUUCCAUUGUUCUUCCUUGGAGAAGAAGAAGACAAAAAACUGGAUGGAAAAAAAUAACCUUUUUACAAUAUUUAUCUAUACAUAUAUAAACUAAUGUACCUCAGAUAUACAACUAUGCUGUCCCAAGUAUAUAGGAAUUUAGAGACAAUAACAAGCAGCAUGCCAUUUUACAGAAACACUUAACUUAUUGUGGCUUUGUCUUAGUAACAUCUUUUUAUAAGGGUUUUUCCUUUUUUUAAAUGUAAAUUUGUUGACAUGCGAUUUCACUUAACACUGAUGGUUGAUGUUUACCAUGUCUCCCUCUUUGUUGGGUUCCUUCACCUGGAUUGUUACUUUAAUUACCUGCCAUUGACGCAGUGUACAGUGUUUGGGUUUGCAGAAUUUCUUAGCCUUCGGAAACGCAUGGCACAAAUUGCCCUGGAUAUUCACAAAAUCUCAGACUUUAAUGUAGUUAGUUAGGUGACAGCUGCCUUAGGAAAUAUCAUGCUGUAACUUUCUUGCUUUCAUUUGUCUUGCGGCAAUAUUUGAACCCAGGUGCCUGAAGCAAAGCCGGU
This is a messenger RNA of Protobothrops mucrosquamatus (brown spotted pit viper), 1061 nucleotides long. It is a transcript of the gene TMEM65, whose product is annotated as transmembrane protein 65. The record is from RefSeq and is a predicted model, not a curated record. The transcript has 7 exons. Lineage: Eukaryota; Metazoa; Chordata; Lepidosauria; Squamata; Viperidae. Gene Ontology annotation, cellular component: mitochondrion. Bases 31 to 564 code for a protein of 177 amino acids. Gene Ontology annotation, biological process: cardiac ventricle development; regulation of cardiac conduction.